Messenger RNA from Paraglomus brasilianum, 861 nucleotides. The record is from the annotation of a GenBank genome assembly. NCBI's taxonomy places the organism in Eukaryota, Fungi, Glomeromycota, Glomeromycetes, Paraglomerales, Paraglomeraceae.
AUGAGCAACUCAUCACUUACCAGCAUUACUGUUGCAGGAGCCACUGGCGUUCUGGGUUUUCAUAUUGCCCAAGCCUUAUUGAACGAUGGAUCUUUUAGAGUGAAGGUUCUUCGAAGACUGCCAGAAACCUCAAAUGAGAAAGCCGAAUUAUUGGCUUCCAAGGGUGCAGAAAUUGUAUACGUUGAUUAUAAUCGACAUGACGAUCUUGUCAAAGCUCUUAACGGAACCGAUGCUCUAAUCAGUGCUGUAGCUCCCGGACGGACCGCUGCCGUUUAUGACUUUGAUGCUCUUCAAACUCCUUUAUUGAAUGCUGCCAAAGCUGCCGGUGUAAAAAGGUUUAUUCCAUCGGAAUUUGGUAUAGACUAUGCAGUUGGAGAUCAUCCGGUGAGCGAUACCAAAGCCUCGUUCCGUGAAAAGGUUAAAAAUAGUGGACUUGAAUACACCAUUAUUUUGAACGGAUUGUUUGCAGAAUAUCUUGGCUGGUUUGGGUUUGAUGUCAAGAACAAGACUGCUACAUUCAACGCAGACGGCAGCGCCAAAUUGGCCGUUAUUUCUCUGUCGGAUGUCGGUAAAUUUACUGCCGAAUCUCUCAAGUUGAAUGAAAGUCGUAACACUACUAUCAAGGUUACUGGUUCGGUUUUGUCACUAAACGAGAUACUACAAAAGUUUGAACAAGCUACUGGCUCUAAAUGGAAAGUUGUCAUCGAUAAAGAAGUGAAAUACAGAUACCAGAAUAAGAUUGAACCAAUUCCUUCACCAUUAGAUGUGUAUAAAGCCGUUAUUUUGGAAAAAACAUUGGCCGAAAACCUUGAUAACGACAAGUUUAGUUUCACCCCUCGCCCUCUCAUUGAGGAUAUUGAG